Portunus trituberculatus (swimming crab) is the source of this 740-nucleotide messenger RNA. Its product is annotated as cuticle protein CP1246-like. The coding region runs from base 112 to 471 and encodes 119 amino acids. Gene Ontology annotation, molecular function: structural constituent of cuticle. Lineage: Eukaryota; Metazoa; Arthropoda; Malacostraca; Decapoda; Portunidae. The transcript is spliced from 2 exons. The record is from RefSeq and is a predicted model, not a curated record.
GACAACAAGAAAACACAAACAAAUCCAGUAUAUAAGCAGAUCAGUGGCACAGUGCCUCACAGUUCAGGCAGUAGCCAUCAAAGAGUUCUGCAGGACCUUACACUAGCCACCAUGAAGUUUCUGGUAAUGUUGUGUUUGAUGGUGGUGGGUGCCAACGCUAAGUUUGGGAAACAUGGCAUUGUUAUGCCCGACGGCAACAAUGUCCAGUUUACUCACGAUCAGGCCGAGAACAUCCUUAUAAUCGGCCCCUCUGGCGCCAUCACUGCUGACGGCAAACACGUGCAGCUGGAUGCAGAUGGACUUCCUGUCACCCGCGCCAAGCGAGCAGUGCUGCUACAGGGACCCUCCAGCGUGCUCUUCGAGGAUGGACAAAGGAGGUCACUUUCAGGCGGCGUAAAAAUCGUGGAAAUUACUGAGACUGGCGCCGUCUUAUCCAACGGUGAUAAUGUUCAGUUCAAGCUCAAGAACUAGUGCUCCUUUCCCUUUUUUAUGCAACUGAGGGUCUCUUGGACUACAUCACCAACAAACAACUUGAACAACUUCCCCCGUUCGUCACUGUCAUCAACAAUAUAUGUACAUCCCGGCACUUUUCUUUCCGACGAAAUGAGACCCAGUUGCUUAACUAAGUAAAUGUAUUUAACUCACGAUCUUGCCCUAUUUACCUAUUGUAUUCUGCACCAACAUCUACUGAGGGGAGCUUCAUGGAAUUAUGUAUAAAUCUCCAAUAAAUACCAAAUUAA